AUGAAGUUCGUUGCAAUUGCGUCGUUGGCGACGAUACCCCUCGCAGUAGCAACGGCGCUUGAACCCCGGCACGAAGGUCACGAUGAGGACGGCAUGGAUAUGGCGGUAGCACCCUCGGGGACUCAAUCCCCCGCCACCGCCACCGACGACCACGCCAUGAACAUGAACAUGACCCAGCCCACCCCUCAUUUGAUGCAUCACGCCCACGGCGUCCCCAUUCUCGAUACCAAGUUGGACCCGUUGGAGCGCCAGUGGUGGGAAAACUACGACACCGAGACUUAUUUCAACGCCCCGCUGAACCAUCGGGCGGCGCUCUGGGUCCACGUCAUCGUGGGACUUCUCUCGUUCAUCUUCAUCUACCCCAUCGCUCUUGUGCUUAAAAACGUCGGCCUGUCAUGGUACAUGCCGGUGUUGACCGUCCACACUGCCGCCGUGCUUUUGCUGUUGUUCAACUACCUGAUUUUCAUCAACCUGGUCCCCGACUUGUACCCCGGCAACAAGUACGGCACGAUGUUGUGGGUGCUUUUCUUUACCACCGUGGCGCAAUACGUCGCGGCCACCGUGUACUACGGCACCCAAUAUUUGACCGGCGCCAACUCUGACUAUGCUCGUGUCGACCAGUACUUCGACAUUGAAGAAGGCGAACCCCUUCGUGACUUGAGCGACCGCGAGCUGACGCUGCUGCGUCCCGAUGAGCUGAGCAGUCUGCUGCUGUUUGAAUUGACCGAACAGCAAAUGAAGGUGUUCAACGGGCCCAGCCGCAACCCCUUCGCCAAGGUGUACAAGCUCCCCAUGUUCCAACGGGUGCUGAACUCGUUGUACAUUGUGUCGCUGAUUGUGUUCAACAUCCUCAACUGGGGUAACUUUGCCUUUUUCCUCGCGCUCGUGCCCACCGCCAUUGCGGUGUUGGGCGAGUUUGGCAAGGGUAAGGCUGUGUUCAACAUGUUGGCUCACUUCAUCAAGGGGGGUAUUUUUUUCACCUAUGGUCUCGUGACGUUGGCCCGGUACAUGGGUGCGUUCUCCAACAAGGGCUGGGCGUGGAACCACAAGUUCAUCCGGCGCGUGGGGCUGAAGGCCGACGAACGCCAACCCACCGGCACCUUCUCCAUGGAGUUUGUUGAGCUGCUUUUAAUUUCCAUCUACGGCUGCUCCAACAUCUUCUUGGAACACUUGGCUGGUGCUGGCGGUGCCUGGACGUCUAAGGACUUGCAGCACGCUCUGAUUGCCUUCAUUUACAUUGGUUGCGGUUUCGGUGGUCUCAUCUGUGAGGCUAAGCUCUCCAAGUGGCGUCGUGAACGCGCAACCACCGAUGCGCGGGCUUAUGCCAUCGCCAACCCCGAUGUCGCCGAUGUGGCGGAGUUGGACGCGCAUGCGGUAAAGGCGCUGCCAGGGUAUUCUCCUAACCCGUUCCCCGUACUCACUAUUUUCUGGACUGGGGUACUCAUGCUGAAGCACGCCCAGGCGCUGUCUUUGUCUACGGAGAUCCACACUUUGUGGGGUAACUUAUUCCUCUACGGGUGCUUCUUCCGCGGGGCGCUGUACUUAUUAAUGAUGCUCAUGCCCAAGAACACGUCGUUGACCAACCCGACCAGACCGUUCACGGAGGUGAUCCUGUCAUUCUGCCUCUUAUUGGGAGGUGCGAUCUUCAUGGAACUGACAGAUCCCAUCAUUUACGCUUUCGAAUGGCACGGGUGGACGACAAUGUUCAUCUUGAACGUGUCGUUGGGAUUGGUGACCUUGUUGAUGGCAUGGGAGAUGGCGGUAUUUGCCUUCAAGGAUUGGAUGAUUAAGCGUAUGGCGAAGCGCUAA
Messenger RNA from Diutina rugosa, 1809 nucleotides. RefSeq lists its product as uncharacterized. Lineage: Eukaryota; Fungi; Ascomycota; Pichiomycetes; Serinales; Debaryomycetaceae. The record is from RefSeq and is a predicted model, not a curated record. The transcript has a single exon. The coding region runs from base 1 to 1809 and encodes 602 amino acids.